UUAGGCUUGUUUAUGUUCUUUGUCUAGCCAUUCAACAAGCUCUAUUUGCGAUUCUUGUGCACCGAAAUUCUUAAAUCAAUUUAACAAAAUGCAUAAGGCCUACAGUGUGCAGUCAAUCCUGAAGCAAGGCGUUCAAAUUGAAGCAAUUGCAGCUUACGGUAACCAUGUUAUAUUGGGCACCAGGAGCGGUCAGCUCAUAAUGUACUCAGUGGACAAAAAUACAGGAGUGGAUAUGCGAAUGUUUAACAAGAAUUUCAGCAAGAAACCAAUUACACAGAUGGAGGUGGUUGCUGCUGAAAAUCUCCUUUUCGUGCUGACGGACAAUAUGAUUCAUGUGUGUGACAUAAGUCGCAUUGAGAAUAAUUUCGAAUUCAUGCACAGUUCUGCGGACACAAAGGGUUGUACGCUCUUUACAAUGGAUGUGGACUCUCGUAAAUCGACAACUGGCGAAUUGGCCACGUUUAUACGAAUUGGCUGUGCCAUCAAUCGCCGUAUCGUGUUCUUCUUUUGGAAAAAGGAUAAGCUUGCUUCCUUAGAGUUGACUAUCGAAUUGAUUGAUGUGCCUCGGGCAAUAAGCUGGGUGAAUCAAACUGUGUGUGUGGGGUACAAGCAUCAAUACGUUAUAUACAAUAUAUCUUGUACUCCACCAAAAAAACACGAACUGAUACUAACCUCCUCCACCAUCAGCCAGGAGCCCAACAUUUGUCUCAUACGCAAAAAUAUGUUAGGCAUAUCCAAAGACAACUACCUGAUGCUCAUUGAUCCCAGUCAAUACACAGCUAAGGAAGGCAGCGCUGAUGGUGGAAUGAAUAAUAAGACAACGCUAACAAUGUGGACAAGUCCACUGAUGGGAUUGGUUUGGGAUGAACCCUUUGCUAUUGGACGCAUUAAAAACACCAUCGAAAUUCGAAGCUUGGUAGGCAAGGAGACAUUGGUGCAAUCCCUGCCAGAGAUAAAGAAUACCAGAUUUCUUGUUCGCUCUGAUAAAGGCACAAUAUUUGCCGCCGCUACAUCUGAACUGUGGUGUAUACGUAUGGUGAACAUCCCUUCACAAAGGGACGAAUUGUUACUUCAAAAGAAAUUUCAAUUGGCCAUAGAACUGACGGAAAUUUCUGAGGAAGAGGUCAACGAUAAGGCACAGACCAUACGACAGAUACAUAUGCUGUAUGCCAAGGAGCUAUUUACCAAUAAAGAGUUCUCAGCUGCUAUGAAGGAGUUCGAAAAGGCUGCUAUUGAUCCCUACGAUGUGAUACGCCUUUUCCCCAGCCUUGUACCGGAGCCCAAGAACAGUGCAGAGGAUGCUACAGUGCCCACAUCCAGCGUACCAAAGCUGGAGGAUCAUGACCUGGAAAAUGCGCACAUGGCCCUUAUUGAGUUUUUAGCCCAGGCACGACAACGAGAAGUGGUCAAACUGCUCGAUACCAAAAGCAGCUCCAAGGCGUUAUUGGAGAUCAUAGACACUACGUUGUUAAAGUGUUAUCUACAGACAAAUGAUGCGCUAGUUGCUCCACUUUUGCGACUUAAUCAGUGUCAUCUAGAGGAGUCUGAGAAAAUGCUCAAAAAACACAAUAAGCUUUCGGAAUUGAUCAUUCUCUAUGAUGGAAAAGGCAUGCACAAGAAAGCUCUGACACUACUAAAAGAACAAGCCAAUGUGGAAGGAUCUGUGUUGCAGGGUGUUCAACGCACCAUCGGUUAUUUGCAGGGACUUGGCGCAGAACACUUGACGUUGAUUUUUGAAUUUGCCGAGUGGGUUAUAGCUAAAGAUCCGAUUGAAGGUCUUAAAAUAUUCACCGAAGAGCUCCUCGCUGUAGAAGCACUACCACGUGCCAAAGUUCUAGACUUUUUGGUGAGCAAAUUCAAGAAUUUAGUCACACCCUACCUGGAGCAUAUUAUCGACGUGUGGGACGACACCAACACACUACGGCACAAUGCACUACUUAAGGAGUACAGUAAACAAGUGCAGCACUUACUCGCUGAGAAGACAAAGGGGCAGGAAACGCCGAAGCUGCAACAUCUACGCUCCAAGUUGUACAAAAUGCUAGAUGAAUCCCAAUACUACUCUCCAGAUCGAGUGCUGCAGGAUUUUCCCACCACAGUGCUGCUAGAGGAGCGUGCACUUAUUCUGGGUCGCCUCAAGAUGCAUGAAAAGGUGCUGGCCAUUUACAUUCAAGUGCUUGGCGAUGUUAUGAAGGCCAGAACUUAUGCGGAAGGAAACUACGAGCUGGACAAGGACGUUUUCAACAAGCUCCUAGCGAUCAUACUAAAACCAAUGCAACAACCGCCAUACGAGGGUGUUUCCAUGCAUCCAGACUUUGUAAAACCUAACUUGAAAGUGGCACUCGAGUUGCUUAAUGUAUAUACUGUAAAAAUAGAACCAAUUAAGAUAUUGGAAUAUCUGCCGGAUGAUGUGCCCGUGCAUGAACUUAAAACUUAUUUGGAGAUGGUGAUACGCACUGAUCUGGCCGAGCAACAUCAGCGUAAAAUAAUGAUGGGACUUUUGCAAUCAGAGGCAAAGCGACUCCAAUCUGCAGUAGACAUUGAGAAGAAAAAGUGCUUUGAACUAAACGAGGCAACUGUGUGUCCGGAGUGCAAGAAACGCUUUGCCAAUCAAACGGCCUUUGUGCGGUAUCCAAAUGGCCAGGUGGUGCAUCUGUCCUGCUACGACAGAUGUUUGAAAGCGUCCCAGCAAUAAAUCAUCUCCUUUUUCUAUAUGUGUGAUAGUCACUUUAAGUAUUGUAGCUACAUAAAUUGUAAUGUUAAGCACUAAAGUCGA
This is a messenger RNA of Drosophila innubila, 2773 nucleotides long. Its product is annotated as vam6/Vps39-like protein. Lineage: Eukaryota; Metazoa; Arthropoda; Insecta; Diptera; Drosophilidae. Gene Ontology annotation, cellular component: membrane; cytoplasm. Gene Ontology annotation, molecular function: protein binding. The record is from RefSeq and is a predicted model, not a curated record. The transcript is spliced from 7 exons. Gene Ontology annotation, biological process: intracellular protein transport; autophagy; vesicle-mediated transport. Bases 89 to 2692 code for a protein of 867 amino acids.